Messenger RNA from Limanda limanda (common dab), 3114 nucleotides. It is a transcript of the gene ddr1, whose product is annotated as discoidin domain receptor tyrosine kinase 1. The coding region runs from base 1 to 3006 and encodes 1001 amino acids. The transcript is spliced from 19 exons. Gene Ontology annotation, biological process: cell surface receptor protein tyrosine kinase signaling pathway; positive regulation of kinase activity; protein phosphorylation. NCBI's taxonomy places the organism in Eukaryota, Metazoa, Chordata, Actinopteri, Pleuronectiformes, Pleuronectidae. Gene Ontology annotation, cellular component: membrane; signaling receptor complex. Gene Ontology annotation, molecular function: protein tyrosine kinase collagen receptor activity; ATP binding; collagen binding. The record is from RefSeq and is a predicted model, not a curated record.
AUGGCCUUGCCUUCCCUGCGGCUGUUUCCUGUCACUGUGGUUACAGUCCUGAUGGUGCUGGUGUCGUCUUCAGAGGAACACGAGUGGCUUUUUAACCCAGCUCAGUGUCGUUACGCCCUGGGGAUGGAGGAUGGCACCAUCCCAGACUCUGACAUCACUGCCUCCAGCGCCUGGUCUGACUCCACUGAGGCCAAACAUGGAAGGCUGAGCACAGGGGAAGGGGAUGGAGCGUGGUGUCCUGCAGGAGCUGUUUUCCCCGGUGGAUCAGAAUAUCUUCAGAUCGACCUGCACAAACUCCACUUCCUGGCUCUGGUUGGUACCCAGGGUCGUCACGCCGACGGGCACGGCCAGGAGUUUGCUCGCAGUUAUCGACUCCGCUACUCUCGAGACGGAGUAAAAUGGAUGACCUGGAAGGAUCGCUGGAGCCAAGAAGUGGUGUCCGGUAAUGAGAACACCUACGAUAUUGUGCUGAAGGACCUGGGCCCUCCCAUCGUGGCCCGCAUGGUGCGCUUCUACCCGCUGGCUGACCGCGUUAUGAGCGUUUGCCUCCGGGUGGAGCUCUACGGUUGUGUGUGGGAUGAUGGGUUGAAGGCGUACACGGCUCCAGUGGGUCACCUCAUGCACCCCUCUGGCAUGUCCGUCUACCUGAACGACUCCACCUACGACGGCAGCACCGAGCAGGGGAUGCAGUUCGGAGGCCUCGGUCAACUGUGUGACGGCGUCUUAGGAGGAGAUGACUUCAUACACACCAAAGAGCUGAGGGUGUGGCCCGGCUACGACUACCUGGGCUGGAGCCGGGAAGCUCUUGGGCAAGGCAGCGUGGACAUCGAGUUCCACUUCGAGAGAACACGCGUCUUCCACAACAUGCAGGUGCACAGCAACAACCGCCACACCCAGGGCGUCCGAGUUUUCAGCAAGGUUGAGUGUCUUUUCAAGCCCAGCCUCCUCCAGCCGUGGUCGUCUCCUGGCCUCUCACUGCCCGUGCCCCUGGAGGAUCUGAAGGACCCUUCCUCACGUCACAUCUCCCUGCCGCUCGGCGGCCGGCCGGCUCAGAUUCUCCGCUGCAAAUUCUUCUUUGCCGACCGCUGGCUGCUCAUCAGCGAGAUAUCCUUCCUUUCUGAGCCGUUUGAGGAGGAUGUCACAGAGCCUGAUUCAUUUCCUCCUACUCCUCCCAAGACUCCCGCCAUCAGUUCCUCUGCUCCUCCUGUUAACCACACGUCCUCGUCACCCACAUCGAGCCAAAACUCCACCAACUCCACUGCUGAACCUUCUGAAGCCCCAAUCAACUCCACCUUCAUGACGGACACUACCGGUAACUGGACGCAGUCAGGAUCGGAGAUUGUGACUCCCAGAGCUGGUCUCCCUGUGGCCAAGGAUGACAGCAGUAAUACGGCAAUUCUGAUUGGCUGCCUGGUGGGCAUCAUCCUCCUGCUGCUGGCUGUGAUAGCCGUCAUCCUAUGGAGACAGUACUGGAAAAAGAUACUGGGCAAGGCCCAGGGCAGCCUGUCCGGUGACGAGCUGCGGGUCCACCUCUCAGUCCCCAUGGACAAUGUGGUCAUCAACAACACGCACAGCUACUCCAGCCGCUACCAGCGCAUCCAUACUUUCCCAGACGACCGUGAGCAUGACAGGGAGGGAGAGGGAGAGUACCAGGAACCCAGCGCCCUGCUCCGACCAAGGGAUCAGAGAGACAGCACAGCCUUGCUGUUAAACAACCCAGCCUAUCACCUGCUCCUGUCAGAUCACAGAAAAGGCUCAAGACCCCUGGUAGUCCCCGGCACCGCUCAGGCUCAGGAAAAGAGCCUCAAUGUGCCCCAGGCCUGUGGUUUGGAUCUGGACAUGGAGAAGGGUUUCCCCCCGACUCAUGAGGAGCCUCCUCCCUACCCCGGCUCCCCUCCUUACCCUUCCCUCUCUCCCCCUGUAUCCCCACCACUCCCACCCAGCGUCCCCCACUAUGCUGAGGCAGACAUUGUGAGCCUGCAGGGUGUCAGCGGUAACAACACCUACGCCGUGCCCGCCUUGGCCUCCUCCAGCCCGGGGGCCGACGCCACCCCUCUGCCCGAGCUGCCGCGCCAGUGUCUGAUCUUCAAGGAGAAACUGGGAGAGGGGCAGUUUGGGGAGGUGCACCUGUGUGAAAUCGAGAACCCUCAGGACCUUCCCAACUUGGAGUUCCCCUUCAACGUGAGAAAAGGUCGCCCUCUUCUGGUAGCAGUGAAGAUACUGCGGCCAGACGCCUCCAAGAACGCCAGGAACGACUUCCUGAAAGAGGUGAAGAUCCUCUCUCGCCUGAAGGACCCGAACAUCAUCCGGCUGCUCGGAGUGUGUGUGAGCAGCGACCCGCUCUGCAUGGUCACGGAGUACAUGGAAUGUGGAGACUUGAACCAGUACCUGUCCCACCGAGGGCUCCUGGAUAAGACGGGGCCGACACACAACACCCCGACCAUCAGUUACCCAGCCCUCAUCUCCAUGGCCAGCCAGAUUGCUUCAGGAAUGAAGUUCCUCGCCUCCCUCAACUUUGUGCACCGGGAUCUGGCCACGCGGAACUGCCUGGUCGGAGGCGAGAAGGGCGAGAGCGGGGAAGAGCGGGGGGGCGAGCGCGGCAUCAAGAUAGCCGACUUUGGCAUGAGCAGGAAUCUGUACGCAGGAGACUACUACAGGAUCCAGGGCAGAGCGGUGCUGCCGAUCCGAUGGAUGGCCUGGGAGUGUAUCCUCAUGGGUAAGUUCACCACGGCCAGCGACGUGUGGGCGUUCGGCGUCACUCUGUGGGAGAUGCUGAGCGUCUGUCAGGAGCAGCCGUACUCCAACCUCACAGAUGAACAAGUCAUCGACAACGCUGGCGAGUUCUUCAGAGACCAGGGCAGACAGGUGUAUCUGAGCAGGCCAGCCGUGUGUCCUCAGGGUCUCUACGAGCUCAUGUUGAGCUGCUGGAACAGAGACUGCAAGCUCCGCCCAUCCUUCCUCGACAUCCACUCCUUCCUCACCGAGGACGCAAUGAACAUGGUGUAAAGAGCGACUCGGAGAAUCUUUGGAAUGAGAUACGACGUCACAGAGGGGAAACUUCUCGUGCGUUUUUGCGUCCUUGCUGCAGGGGGUUAGCUUCUGGGUCAGUGUGGU